AUUUGGGUAAACUGACGCACCUAAGAACAUAAAUUUCCUGUUUUGAGAAAUCGAAAGUACAGGAGUCAGUAGUGAGUCACCAUAUUGUUUAUUCUGCGUUUUAGAAGAAUAAAUUGCUUAUUUGAAGAGAAAAACCAGUAAAACUAUGGCGUGCACAGCCAAGAGUGACUCCGUAGUGAUUGAAACAGAGCCAUUACAGUUAAACGAAGAAACGCCCUCUGACACAAAACCAAAUCAUGAAGAUGCAGAGCAAGUGGAACUAUCUCUACUAAUAGAAAACCAGCAGGCCUCCCAGAGUAAGAACAACGCUGUAAAAAGUUACGCCAUAGACCCAACAUACCACAAUACCUCAGAGAAUCCGUACAGAGAAACAACAGUGACUCUACCCCACAUGGUCAAAAAAGUCCCCGAAGACGACCUCACCCCUCGACCCUGGAAAACGUUCAACCAAAUCUUGGUUCUGUCCUAUGUGAGUGUGGUCUUUUGUUUGUGCUUUGGUGUCUUUGCUAACAGAGAGGCCUGGAAAGCCAAACUGUACAACGGGAAAGGUCUAUAUGGACUAGCCCAGAAGCGGGCCAGACGAGCGGCUUUAGUCAGUUACAUAGCCGUGGGAUCUGGACUCUUUUUGAUUAUUUUAUUUCUUAUACUUGGACUGACAAACUAUGAAUUUUAAAAUUCCAACACAUUUGUUAGUUUUACAAAAAGUGAUACAGGCCGGCUUGUGACGAGUUCUCGCUGAGUAUUAUUUCUUGCCAGUGCAUUGUUCCGUCAUUUAUCGUACGUCAAUAUAACUUUAUGUGUUGAUAUUAAAAUGAUGGAACAAUGCACUGGCGAGAAGUGGUCUGUUGAUAAUUUGUCAUUUGCCAAUAAGUGUUGAAUUUGAAACUAACAUUCAAUUCAUGGUUAAAAAAAUUAAAAAAACCCUGUAGAUUGAACUCCAGAUAGAUGGUGCAGUACCUAAUUGUUUUCAAUACAUGUAUUAGUGAAAUAGCAUAGUAGCCUAUAAUUACUAUUUAAUUAUUUUAAUUAAGUUAAUUAUUAUAUUUAUUACUAUUUACUCUAUUAUAUAUAGCAGGGUUGUCUCUAAGACCCGGGAGGUGGGGAAUUCCCUAACCUAUAAUGCCUUAAUUACCCGGCUAUUUUUGCAUUUCAAACACAAUGUAGCUAUAAGCAAGACCCCCAGACCCCCUUCUACUUUUUCAUUUCCUCCCUCUACUUCAGUUUUUAGAGACAACACUGAUAUAGUUAUUGUCAAUGUAUGGCUUAAAGGGCUUUAUCAUGCCAAGCUUGCUCUUGAAUCAAUAGUAUUUUAUGGUAUCUGUAUUACACAUUGCCUGUUUAUUUUUUAAAAAUCUUAAAAGUUUAUACAGAAAUUUAUCAUUUCAUUGAUAUUACAUGAAAUUUUCUCUGUUCCCAUGUAACGGAUUUUACGGUUAGAUAUUUUCUUCUAACUUCAAUUUAGGCAUUUUUAUCCAUAUGCAUGUAUUUUUAACCUGCAAUGGAAACGUAUAUAAAAUGUAUUUUUACAAGAGUAUUGCCAUUAUACCCUUUUCUAUAUAAAAUAAUUAUUUAAAAUGUUUAAGCUUUAAAAUGUAGAGGAAUACUCAUUUUUGUGUUUCCAUGAUGACACAAUGUCCAUUUAACAGCAUUCAUAAGAUGCAUAUACAGAAUUUUUUUUUUGCCAUAUAAUAGGUGCAAUGUUUAUUCGGUGGAUACCAUAUCGCUUAUUAAGUCAAAUUUCUUGCACUUGUAUGGGAUUUUGGCUGUGUUCUUCAUUUAGUCAUGGCAUUCAAGAUAUGUUUUGCCUAUGAGUCUGCUCCUUUUUAUCAUACAGUCAUACUUGUAUAUUAGAAUAUGAUUUUAUGUAUUUUAAAACAUAAUUGGCAUUAUGUCACUUUUUAGAUGUCUUAAGCCAAGAGGGUUCUUUCUUUUACUAUUUGUUUAACCAUUUUAAAAAAAAAAAGAAAGUUGAAGUCUGCCAUGUAUUGUAAAUACCUCAAAAUACAUGGAUGCAAACUUUAAGGUGGUGUGCAUUUUAUUUGAAAAAUAUUCUUUUAUAUUUUAGGGAAUAUAUCUUUUAAAAACAGUUUAAAAACUGAUUCCACAUUUUAUUUUAAUAUUAUAUCUUUUCUCAAAUUUAAGAUCUGCAAUUUUUUGUUUUGUUUUAUCUAUGACAUUUACACAGGGACUGUACAAAAGGAAAUUUCAGAAGAGAUCUGUUCAAUUUGAAAAAUUAAAUUGAUUUCAACCAUUUAUAGGUGAAAAUGGCUAAUAUGGGUUGUGAAUUUUCAUUCAAAGAAAGAAGAUUCGUUUUCAUUUUACAUUUUGAUUUGCUUUUUUCAACAAUUAUUUUGAUGUAAAUCAUUACUAGUAUUUUUGAACUGGUUGAUCAUAGUUUAAACAAUCAACAAAAAUCUUGUAUAUUAAAAUUUCUUCAAAAAGGGGUUUCAAAACUCGACAGCAAAUCAAAGGACUCUUUUUGUACCAAUCAGACUCCACUUUUCAGCAUCAUUCCAUUUAAUCAUAAGCACGUACCGGUACAUUUUAAGUUGAAUUAUUCAUGCAUGCUCGUUUUUAAAUUAUUAAAUUUUAUUUAUUAGACAUGCAUAUUUUUUGUCAUAUUUUGGUUUUCUUUCUAAUCACAGAUUAAAUCCAUAAUUCAUAGAUGGAUUAACUGGUAGUGUAUCUUACAGAUAGAUGUCAUUAUUAUUGUGAACAAUAUUUGAUUUACGCAGUUGUUUGUACUUAAGACUUGCCAAUUUAUCUGUUUCUCUUUAUUGCAAUUUGUUCAUAUCAAGUCUUGAAAAUGGUAUAAAUAUAAGUGCAAUUUGUAAUGUUUUGGAGCUCUUCUUCAUGUUAAUAUCUGAAAUCUAUUUUUUAAUAUUCAACAUAAAAAAAACAUGUAAAUACAUUGUAAAUGUAGUCUAUAUUGUAUUAUAUACCUUGUUGUUCUUUGCUUAUGUUGUAUGCCAUAUGACUUGUUCUUUUAGAUUUAAAAUGUUAACCAUAUUAAAGGUGUUUUAAACUGAA
Messenger RNA from Magallana angulata, 3030 nucleotides. RefSeq lists its product as uncharacterized. Gene Ontology annotation, cellular component: membrane. Bases 146 to 673 code for a protein of 175 amino acids. The transcript is spliced from 2 exons. The record is from RefSeq and is a predicted model, not a curated record. NCBI's taxonomy places the organism in Eukaryota, Metazoa, Mollusca, Bivalvia, Ostreida, Ostreidae.